AUGCCUGCACAGCAAUCAACGACGGGCCAACUACGCCCUGAUGGAUCCAGAGCAGCUCCUCAUCCACUCGACCAGCUUUCAGUCCAAGAAUCUGAUCACGCUCGGGAAGUCAUUCUCAAAGCGAGAGGCUCUCAAGUGGCUAUCAAUUUCAGAUCCAUAUUCCUCGAUGAGCCUCCAAAGCAAGAAUUGUCCCGCUUCCUGGAGCUAGAAAAUGCCGGAAGAGUAACGUCACACACGCCUAGGCCGGCUCGUGUAGCAAAGGUUCAAUAUGAUGUUAUUAGAGGGGAUCAAAAGCACGAAUACAUGGAGUCGUGCGUGGAUCUUAUUUCUGGGAAGGAGGUACAGCAGCGGGUUGUUGAGAAGAUGCACCAGGCUGCAUUGACAACUCACGAAUUCAGAGAGUUUAGCGAGGCAUGUGUGGAAUCACCGAUUUUCAAGAAAGCUGUAGCAGAAUUCCACCUUCCAGAAGGCUUCGUAGUUGCUAUUGAUCCUUGGCCAUAUGGAGGUCCCGACCCCUCCGAGGUUGCUCCUCGAUAUACACAAGGUUUGUGCUUUGCAAGAGACACCCGCAAUGGGAAUGAAGACUCCAACCACUAUGGCUAUCCACUGCCGAUUAUUCCUAUCAUGGAUACGUACAGCAAGGAGAUUGUACGAGUAGACCGCUUGGCAACUGGUGGCAAGGAAGACGGGUUGGCUUGCGGAACACACAAAAGAGACAUUCUUUCUCAUUGUUCGCCCUCCGAAUAUGUACCGGAACUGCUCUCACAACCCCUUCGGAACGAUGUCAAACCAUUGAAUGUCACUCAACCGGAAGGCCCUUCUUUCAAGGUCGACGGGAAUCUGAUCGAAUGGCAGAAAUGGAGAUUCAGAAUAGGCUUCAACCCUCGAGAAGGUGCAACGCUUCACGAUGUCAGAUAUGAUGGUCGCAGCGUCCUCUACAGACUGAGUCUUUCGGAGAUGACUGUCCCAUAUGGAGAUCCUCGACCUCCUUUCCAACGAAAGCAGGCCUUUGAUUUCGGAGAUGCCGGUGCUGGACGUGCUGCAAACAACCUAGCUCUGGGCUGCGACUGUCUGGGAACUAUCAAGUACUUUGAUGCCGUCCUGACUGAACCAGACGGAAAAGCAAGCUUGAGCAAGAACGUGGUAUGUCUGCACGAGCAGGAUAAUGGAAUUGGAUGGAAGCACACCAACUUCCGAACCAGUAGAGCUGUCGUCACCAGACUUCGAGAGCUCGUGGUACAAUUCAUUAUUACUCUAGCCAAUUAUGAGUAUAUCUUUGCGUACAAGCUGGAUCAAGCAGGUGGAAUUACUGUUGAGACGCGGGCGACCGGUAUUGUAAGUGUGGUCAAUAUCGAUCCAGGGAAGACUAGUCCUUGGGGGAAUGUGGUAUCCGCGGGAGCUUUGGCUCAGAACCAUCAACAUCUGUUUUGUAUACGGAUCGACCCGGCGAUUGAUGGAUCAAACAACACUGUCGUGGCGGAAGAGAGUCUGCCAAUGCCAAUGUCAAAAGAAUUCAACCCAUAUGGCAGCGGAUAUGAGGUUAGACAAACACCCAUCAAGACAUCACAGCACCUCGAUGCCUCACCAUGGACAAAUUUGACUGUGAAAAUGACAAACCCCUCCAAAUUGAACCCGGUUUCCGGUAAGCCGGUAGCAUACAAGUUCAUUCCAUCGGCAUCACAAUUGUUGCUUGCUCACCCAGACUCAAUCAUGGCAAAGAGAGCGCAAUUCGCGACUCAUCAUGUCUGGGUUACCAAAUACAAGGACGGAGAGCUUUGGGCAGGUGGAGAGUUCACCAACCAAAGUCAAAAGGAAGUCGACGGCGUUUCAGACGCAGUCGCAAGAAAUGACAAUAUUGAGAAUGAUGAUGUGGUGGUUUGGAACGUCUUCGGGUUGACGCAUAAUCCGCGCGUUGAGGACUGGCCUGUCAUGUAAGUCUCUACCUAGUGAAGUCAUUAUAUAUUGCUAACUUCUACUAGGCCUGUCGAAAUACAUCAACUCCACCUUCGUCCGGCGGACUUCUUCUCAGCGAACCCUGCUCUCGAUGUACCGGGCUCAAAGAACACUGCUUCCGUUCUUGCUCCAUCCGAAUCCUGCUGCGAGAGUGGCUCUGUCCAACAAGCUCCCGCGUCCCAUAUGCAAGGGACUGGACCGGAUCUGGAUCCUAAGAGUAAAUUGUGAGGAGUGGCCUCAUAACAGAGAUUAUUGUUCUAUCGGCUUGUGGGAUAGCUUUGAAAUCAACUCUUCAAGUGAUUUUUCGGCAGAAGUCUCCCAUAGCGUAUAUGAUGGCGUUAUCAAGGGAAUUUGAAUG
Messenger RNA from Cadophora gregata, 2311 nucleotides. RefSeq lists its product as uncharacterized. NCBI's taxonomy places the organism in Eukaryota, Fungi, Ascomycota, Leotiomycetes, Helotiales, Ploettnerulaceae. The record is from RefSeq and is a predicted model, not a curated record. Gene Ontology annotation, molecular function: quinone binding; copper ion binding; primary methylamine oxidase activity. Gene Ontology annotation, biological process: amine metabolic process. Bases 1 to 1935 code for a protein of 644 amino acids. The transcript is spliced from 5 exons.